This is a messenger RNA of Momordica charantia (bitter melon), 1557 nucleotides long. Lineage: Eukaryota; Viridiplantae; Streptophyta; Magnoliopsida; Cucurbitales; Cucurbitaceae. The record is from RefSeq and is a predicted model, not a curated record.
AUGGAGUGUCAAUUCCUUUUGAUUAUUUUCCUUCUUGCUUUAGUUCCAGCUAUUUUGGCUCGUAAUGUUACGAUCGGUAGGAUUGUGAUUGAUGGAACCACAACAAUAGCAGAAACCGAUGAAAAUUUCAUCUGCUUGACUAUGGAUAUUUGGCCUCACGAUGAGUGUAGUAGUUGGACGAAACUUUGUGCUUGGGAUGGCCAUGCAUCUAUGCUCAAUGUGGAUUUAUAUCUUCCCAUCCUUACCAAUGCAGUGAAAGCUUUCAAGUCUCUAAGAAUUAGAGUAGGAGGUACUUUGCAAGACAGAUUGAUUUAUAAUGUUGGAGUCUUCAAGGGACAUUGCCACCCAUUUCAAGCAAACAAAGAUUUAUUAUUUGACUUCUCCGAAGGAUGUUUGUACAUGGAAAGGUGGGAUGAUUUGAAUGAUUUUUUCAACAAGACAGGGGCAAUUGUGACUUUUGGUUUGAACGCCCUCCUUGGGAAGUACAAGACGAAAGGAAUUCAGUGGGAAGGAGAUUGGAACUAUAGUAAUGCUGAGGCACUUAUUCAAUACACAGUCGAGAAGAAUUAUCAAAUAAAUUCAUGGGAGUUUGGUAAUGAAUUGGCUGGAUCUCAUAGUAUUGGUGCAAGUAUUACUGUUGCACAAUAUGCAAAAGACCUAAUCAAACUCCGAGAAAUUAUCGAUCGUUUGUACAAUAACUCCCAGCAAAAACCUUUGAUUGUGGCACCUGGAGCAUUCUUUGAUGGCACAUGGUAUGAGGAUCUUGUAAAAGAAACCGGGACGGAAGUUGUCAAUGUUCUCACUCAUCAUAUAUAUAACAUGGGUGCAGGCAAUGACCCCAAACUGAUCUAUAGAUUCGUUGAUCCUAAAUACCUUAGCCAAAUAUCAAACGUAUUUAAACAACUCGAGAACACAAUUAAAAAACAUGGCCCUUGGUCUGCUGCUUGGGUUGGAGAAGCUGGUGGAGCCUAUCAUGGUGGCAGUCCUCAUAUUUCUGAUGCAUUCAUCAACAGUUUUUGGUACCUAGAUCAACUUGGGAUGGCCUCUUUGUACAAUACCAAAGUAUAUUGUCGACAGACUUUGAUUGGUGGACUCUACGGUGUCCUUAGAGCCUCAACUUUAGUUCCUACACCAGAUUACUAUGGUGCACUCCUCUUUCACCGACUUAUGGGUCCGGGUGUUCUGAAGAUUCACAAUAAUGUUUCAUUGUAUCUUCGCAGCUAUGCUCAUUGCUCGAGAGGAAGGUCUGGUGUAACCUUACUUUUCAUCAAUCUGAGCAACGAAACCGACUUUGAAAUCAAGAUUAAAAAUCACAUCAACAUUAAUGGAAGCAAAACAUCAAUUCAUCGAGAGGAAUACCACUUGACCCCAAAAGAUGGCCUGCUUAGAAGCUCUAAAGUGCUUUUAAAUGGGAGUCCAUUGGAGAUCACAAAAGAUGGAGAAUUGCCAAAUCUUAAACCUAUUUACCGUCAGAGUAACUCCUCUAUAUUUAUUGCUACUUGGUCCAUUGCUUUUAUUGUGGUCCCUGACUUUAUAGCCCCAGCCUGCAAGUUGUGA